Molecule: messenger RNA, 1130 nt
Organism: Blepharisma stoltei
Lineage: Eukaryota; Ciliophora; Heterotrichea; Heterotrichida; Blepharismidae
Source: the annotation of a GenBank genome assembly
AUGAAAAAUAGUCAAAAUCUGUUCUGUUUGGACAUGAGAAGCAUAAGUCCUCACAGUAGAAAGUACAUGUAUGCGAAGUCAGUAUCACCUAUCGGGAGAAAAAGAGAAACUGAUACGUCAUUAUUUGGGAGCCCAAUUUUUAAUAGCUCAAAAAAGAUUAUUGUCAACGGUGACGAUUUAAUUGAUCUAAAGUACUUAUUAGAAAAAAGUUUACUUGAUAUUUCAGCUUCGAAAGGCAUUGAUAGCGCGAGAAUGCUGUACUGCCAAAAGAAGGAGAAAGAAUUGAUUUCAGAUAUGAAAAAGAGAAAUAAACAUUUGCAUCGAAAAAUUCAAAAAUCCUCAGCUUUAGCUGUUUCUAGUAAGCCAUCUUCCUCAAAUACUUAUUUAAUAAACCCUCUGGGUUUUCCUAUCCUUCCUCGAAGAUUGAAAAUAGAUGCUUGGCUAUUAUAAAGAAUGCUAUAUUUUAUAUAAAUUAUUAUACUUCUCAAUUAGAGACAUAAUUAUUUUUCUUUCUCACUAUUCCCUAAUUUAUAUUAAAUAAAUUACUGUAUAUCUUAAAUGCAAUUUUUUAAUUGUAAUAAGUUAUCUUUGUUGAAAAGGAAUAAAUUUAUGAUUACCCCUAUUUGUAUAAUAAAUGUGGGAAAAGUAAGAGAAAGUCAAGCAUUUUCUUGAGACGCUUUUCAAAUCCAAAAAAUCCACAGCCAAUUCAAUUUGAAAAAUCCAUCAGCAUCAAUAAGAUUUGCUCACACCAAAAUAGGCCAUCUUUGAAAAAGGAGACCUCAAAAACUCCCAGCUGCAUAUAAAUUGAUCGUAACAUUUUCAUGAAAAUUUUGGCAAAUUUCUUGAUAGAGGCACUUAUGAUAAAAACUGUUAAAUUUGAUUAAAUAUCUUACAAGGAAAAAAUUCUAUCAAAUUUUCUUGAGGCGACACUAAAAACGAGCAUGCACCGAAAAAAAACAACUCCUGAUCCAUCACAAGAAAAAACACAAAUAAAUGUAAAGUUUAGCAGCUCAAGAAGAUCAAUUUAUCUAUCUCGCAAGAAGUCUCAUAGAAGUGACUCAAGCGAAUCAUCAACUGAUUUUGAUGCAGAUAAAAGUUUGACACCCAGAAAUAUAUCUAUAACUAAUUAA